UCAUUUGAAACAUUGUCCUUGCUCAUUUUCUAAGUUUACUGCAAUCUCUAUACAGGGAGCAGGAGAGAUUGCCAACAGGAAAGCAGGUAGAGAGCUUAGCUCAUUCCAACGUCAACAAUUGGCACCACCAGAAGAUAAAUGUGUUGGCAUGGAUUAGAGUGGACGAAAACUUCUUGGCAGCUUCAAACCAGUAACCCAAGAUAAGCCUGAAAUAAAAAUCACCACAUUCCUAGAAGUAAUCCUGGAUUGAUUAGCCUGAGUCACAGAACCUGAUUUGGAGCCCUUAGAUGCUAUUGUAUUCAUUCACCUCAGUCUACCUGCACCCAGCUUCUGUGUUAAUGCUGAUUCCUGAAUAAUUGAACGUCCUCUUUCCCAGGAAGGCAAACAAUGCAGAAGGAAUUAAAUACGAUGAAAAAUGAGGAUAUAUGUUUUAAUGUGGACAAAACACACACAUCACCCUGCCUGCAGUCAAUGGACCCCGAUGUAAAGUCUCACAGAACUGCACCACUAAGUGAAGAAUUCAGGGCACAGCUUGCACAGUUCCAGUACAGUCCUUCACUUGGAGAUAUAGAACCCUUUCAUGGAUCCUUAGAAGGAGGGUCCCGAAAACGCAAAAGCAUGCCCACAAAAAUGCCUCAUGCUAUCUGCACAGGCGAUCCCACAUCACCAUCACACAGCUCUGAAGACAACAACAUAUGCUCUCCAAGUUUUCCUUUGAUGUAUCAACAACCCACACAGCCCAAGUACAGCUCCCAAAUGAUUGAUCUGUGUAACAUUGGUUUUCAGUUCUACAGAAGUCUGGAGCACUUUGGAGCCAAGCCCAUUAAACAAGAACAAGUAAAGCCCAACAUGAUGUGGCCCAACACUCCUGCAUUUGUGCAGACUCCUUACUCCUAUUACCCGAAAGUUCACCCUGGCCUGAUGUUUCCUUUUAUUAUACCCCCAAACUUUCAUUUCAGGAAUUCCUUCCAACUGAAAAGACCCUUGGAGCCAGCAUUCAGGAGGACUGAGCUGAGCGAAAGUGGUGACAAUAAACAUAAGGUGGAAAGAGUAGAUGUCAACCUCCAGAUUGAUGACAGCUAUUAUGUCGAUGUAGGGGGAGAACAAAAACGAUGGCAAUGCCCAAUGUGUGAAAAGUCCUACACUUCCAAGUACAAUCUGGUCACCCACAUCUUGGGACACAGUGGCAUCAAACCUCAUGCUUGCACUCGGUGUGGGAAACUUUUCAAGCAGCUGAGUCACUUACACACUCAUAUGUUGACACACCAGGGCACUCGACCACAUAAGUGCCAGGUGUGUCACAAGGCUUUCACCCAAACCAGUCAUCUGAAGAGACAUAUGAUGCAACACAGUGACAUCAAACCCUACAACUGUAGGAUUUGUGGCAGAGGUUUUGCCUAUCCAAGUGAGCUGAAAGCCCACGAGACUAAGCAUGAGAGUGGCAGAGAGAAUAUUUGUGUGGAGUGUGGUCUUGACUUUCCAACCCUGGCCCAGCUGAAGAGACACUUAACAACCCAUCGAGGUCCUAUACAAUACAAUUGCACAGAAUGUGAUAAAACUUUCCAGUACCCAAGCCAGCUGCAAAACCACAUGAUGAAGCACAAAGAUAUCCGUCCAUACAUAUGUACUGAAUGUGGCAUGGAGUUUGUUCAGCCCCACCAUCUCAAGCAACACUCCUUAACCCACAAGGGUGUAAAAGAGCAUAAAUGUAGGAUCUGUGGCCGGGAGUUCACUCUGCUAGCCAACAUGAAGAGACAUGUGUUGAUCCACACCAAUAUCAGAGCCUACCAGUGUCACCUGUGCUUCAAGAGCUUUGUGCAGAAACAGACUCUGAAGGCACAUAUGAUUGUCCACUCUGAUGUCAAGCCCUUUAAAUGCAAGCUGUGCGGAAAGGAAUUUAACAGAAUGCACAAUUUAAUGGGACACAUGCACUUGCAUUCCGACAGCAAACCAUUCAAGUGUCUCUAUUGUCCCAGUAAAUUCACCUUGAAGGGAAACCUCACCAGACACAUGAAAGUCAAACACGGGGUCAUGGAAAGAGGAUUUCAUUCUCAAGGUUUUGGAAGAGGAAGAAUUACACUGUCCCAAACAGGUGUCUUGAGAAACUUGGAACAGGAAGAGCCUUUUGACCUUUCCCAGAAAAGCCAAGGAAAAGGAAUUUCAUUUCAUUCUGAUGGUGAGAGUGCCAAGGGAAGCUCAGGUCAGGAGGAAGAGGAAGACAACUGCUAUGAAGCAGAGCAGUACAGUCCUGUCAUGUACCAUCAUGAAAACAACAAGCUGUAUAUGCCCCGAAAUCUGUCUAGCAAAUCAGACUACGUGGUGAAAGAUUUCAAAGAGUCCUACUGUGAUGAGAAGGAGGAAAUGUUGAGAGAAGGAGGACUGGAGAAGGAGAAAGGAAAUCAAGACAAAGAGAGCCAAGAGGAGAGAGACUUUGCAAAUAACAAGGAAUGCCUGAACUUUAGACCCUUUGAACAGGCCAGACUCAGCCAUUCUCUCUCUGAUUACCUAUACUUCAAACACAGGAAGAACAGUUUAAAAGAAUUACUGGAAAGGAAAAUGGAAAAACAAGCAAUGCUUAUAGGCAUCUAAAUUGACAACUUUUAAGUUACACUUGGAAACUGAGAACCAGGCAACUCAUUCAUGGUUGUUAAAAUGAAUAGUUAUUGCAAAAAAUUGGCAGCUUGUAAACGUUUUUCAGGAUGAACGAGCCAAAUGAAUACAGAUAAUUUUAAGAUAAAAAUAUAGAAUAUUUCAUUUCCUGGUGUAAUUUGACUGCUUUAUUCUUCUCUGAUAGACAUCAUUUUCAUAUAUAUUCAUUUCAUAUAUAGGCAGACAAUAGAAUGGGUAAAGAGGUUUUAUUUCCUUUAUUUAGGACAAUACCUACAUAUUCACAAUUUCUAGUUAUCAAAAAGCAGUGUACUGUAGUGUUUGAGGUAUAAGUUGACUAAAGAAUAUAUAAGAACACUUAUUUCUGCAGGUUUCAAGAAGAUGCUAAAUGUUUUCCAGCAUAUGCAGAAAUAUUGUUAGAUAUGCAUGCAUGAGAAUACCGUCAUUGAUAGCAGAAUUAACACAACCAAGAGGUUUUGAGUUUUGCAAAUGACUGCUUUACUGCAUCUGUUUACAGUGGGAAAUAGGAAACCAAAUAAGAUGAAACUCUAAUGUUUUGUCAGAUAAGCAACAACUUUAUAAUUUACACUCUUGUGAAAGGACUAGAAUUGGGCCUUUUCUUCUAUGACAAUAGAAUAUAGUAAUGCUCGCCUCUAUCUCUAUCAGCAUGGUAGCAUUUAACAAUUAUUGAAAGUAAAUAGCAUGAACUGAACAGACAUUUUAUUUUGUUGUUUGUUCAGGCCAAUACAUUUGAGGAACAGCAGCACAUUGUAUUUGCAAGUUUUGCUAUAAUUCCACAUAAUUAUCUCAUUCUUAUUGCUUAAUUUAGAUAAGCACAAGGGUAAAAUUUCCCAUUCAGCUCUCCAUUUUAUCUUGGAGCGCACUGCUAUUUUGAAAGCCAAUCUCUUACCAGCUUUUGUUUUAAAAGAGACAUCAAAACAAAACACCCCCACAAAGGCAUUAGGGUCUUCUUGUACUUCAUUUUCUGUUACUUAUUUGACAAGGCUGCAUCCUAUUGGUCAGUUAUGUGAAUGGGAGAAAGUUUGUUUGUCAAAUCAAAGAAAAUUUAGAGUUCUGCUCCUACUAUUCUUAAUGAUUCAGUCCCAGAUUUUCAUUCUCUGACUCAUGUCCUAUCCUAUUGUAUCGGGUCCUGGACAGGGAACAUAUUAUUUUUAAGCAGGAUUAGUAAGUACUGUAUUCGUGUAAUAUAUGUGGAGUAGUUUGAUAGAACACCCUACGUCUUUUAUUCUGGUAACUAGUAAGAGUCUUACUCAGAACACAUUCCUUUAAAAGUGGACUUUUUUUUUGAUCGGUGCCCUCAUUUCUAUAACUUUGAGAGAUAUAGCAGAGUCCAAAGCCAUAUUGUCACUUGACAAGGAAAUAACAAAGCUUUAAUUCCUUCUUAAUUAUAUGUCCUUUUGAGAUUCAAAAUAAAUCCAAUAAUUGAAUAUGUUUAGAUUUACAUAUUAAGACAUAUUUUAAAAAAUAUAUAAAAAUGAUUUUCCUCUGUAUUUAUCCGUCAAGCAUUCAAUUUAAGAUUCUGUUUUACCACUGAAAUAUGAGAUGUCUACAGCACAUGAAUUUGUUAUGAGACACAAAUAUUAUAGCACAUAUAUGUUCAUGGGUCAUUAGGAACCCAGGCUGAUUACUUCUGCUUCAAAAUCUGAGUCCUCUAUCACUAAAGGAAACACUCUUGGCUCAUGGAAGUAGUUCUCACAUUCUUUCUGUUGGCCAGUCACUACAGGGAAAUACCACUCAAAUAUGGUUGUGCAGCAUACUAGAUUUGUACAGUUUAAAUCUAUAGUGAAAGAUAUGCUGUCAUUUCUGACUACCUUCCAAGGCCUAGAAAUGGGAUACAAUAUAACACAAAGAUCCUGAAUGAGGAGCACAUAAAUAUUACUUUUCCAGGAUACUUAAAAAUGAAAGAUCCAUUUCCACAGUCUAAUUAACUUUCUUUCUGACUUGAAUAAUUUUAAUAAUAAAAGCCAGGGCAUACCAAAUUUGUGUGGAAUGCAGGCAACUUUGGGACUAAAGUGAAUGAUGCCCCCCCCCCCCCCAAUAAGGUACAUUUGAAAAAAAAUAAGAAUGGCCAUAGUGAGUCAGAUCAAAGGUCCAGAUAGCCCGGGGUGAGCAAAAGGGCUUCCAUGGACCAAAUUUGGCCUGCUAACUGAGUUGAUCUGGCCCGUGGAGACCCUACUGCUCCCUUGCCCUGAUUGGCCUGGGGGGGAGGAGGUGCAACAUCUCCCCCCACCCUGUAAGGGGUAUAGCGCUUCUAAGCACCAUAUGCUCCUUGCAGGACAAGGAGCAGGGAGAGAGGAAACUUUGCAUGCUCCCCCCGCCCCCAGGCCAGUCAGGGGGCAGGGAGUGAGAGACAUCAUGUGCUCCCCCUCCCCAGGCCCUAAUUAGCCUAGGGGUAGCAGGUGGGAGCCUGCAAAGUCUCUUCCCACCACUAGGGGCACAGGUACCAAGAAUCAACUGUCAGCUGUUCAGAACAGCUGGCAGUUCCUUGUGAGGGAGGGAAGACUUUGUGUGCUCUCCCACCCCCAA
Messenger RNA from Pelodiscus sinensis (Chinese soft-shelled turtle), 5154 nucleotides. RefSeq names its product zinc finger protein 366 (gene ZNF366). The record is from RefSeq and is a predicted model, not a curated record. Lineage: Eukaryota; Metazoa; Chordata; Testudines; Trionychidae.